Molecule: messenger RNA, 5219 nt
Organism: Lycium ferocissimum
Lineage: Eukaryota; Viridiplantae; Streptophyta; Magnoliopsida; Solanales; Solanaceae
Product: DNA repair protein REV1
Exons: 23
Coding region: 45-3491 (1148 amino acids)
Biological process (GO): error-free translesion synthesis; error-prone translesion synthesis
Cellular component (GO): nucleus
Molecular function (GO): deoxycytidyl transferase activity; DNA-directed DNA polymerase activity; damaged DNA binding
Source: RefSeq, a predicted model, not a curated record
GAAAUCACACAAUCCCAUCAGAUUUCAACUUUCAGUUCUCAGCCAUGGAACCGUCACGCUCAGCGAACUCGGGUUCCAAUUCAAAACGAACUUCAAAUUCAAAUAGCAAUCAAAGUAACAAGAAGAAGAAGAAGACGAUGACGAAUCAAAAGACCCUAGGCAUGGCUUGGGGUGCCAAUUCUCGUUCUGCUUCUCGUCCUUCCUUCAACAGUUCGCCUUUCUCCAAUUUUGGCAGUUACAUGGCCGUAAAGAAUCAAAAGCUUCACGAGCAGUUUGAUGCGGAGGCAUCAAGCACUUCUCUCAGUGGUCCAAGCUCUUCAAAACCUAUAUUUCAUAGUGUUUCCAUUUUUGUUGAUGGAUACACGGUUCCUUCCAGUCAGGAACUUCGAGGAUAUAUGUUGAAGCAUGGAGGCCGUUUUGAAAAUUAUUUUUCUAGGCGCCGUGUUACUCAUAUAAUCUGUAGUAAUCUUCCCGACAGUAAGGUCAAGAAUUUAAGGUCCUUUAGCAGGGGACUUCCAGUAGUCAAACCCACAUGGGUGUUGGAUUCUGUUGCUGCAAAUAGCCUUCUGAAUUGGGUUCCUUAUCAGCUUGAUCAGCUUGCAAGUGAAGCUAAUAACCAGCCUAAGCUUUCUGCUUUCUUUAUGAAAAACAUUGCUGUUUCUGAUGAUGCAGCAACAUGUUCAACUGGCCAAGCGACAUCUAGAGUUGAGAGCCCAUUGUCAUAUUCUGGACCAAUUAAAGAUCCUAUAUCCUUUGAAGAGUGGCAAUCUGCAGAAGAUUUGAAGCCUUGUACUCUAGAAUUUAAAGAAGAUCUAGUGCAAGAAAACUACAAUAUAGAUAGAGUUGAAGAGUCAAGUUGUGGCAUGGCAAUGCAAGAACUGAGUGAUGCUGCAAGUGGAGAUGGAAGCCAUGCUCCAUUUUCAGCACCUUCCAGUCCGCACAAUGAUGGAUCAGGUUGUAGCGACUGGACGAGUGAUCCUGUUAAAGAGGGACCAUCAAAUUCAAAGAUUCCUAGGUCUCCUAAUCAGGGACAUUCAACUCUAGUUGAUCCUAAUUUUGUGGAAAACUACUUUAAGUAUUCUAGGUUGCAUUUCAUUGGUACCUGGAGAAACCGGUAUUGUAAACGAUUUCCUAGCUCCCCUGGUGGGUUUAGAUGCACAAGUUCAGGCCCUAGUUCUUCAGCCACAGCAAAUAAGACGAUCAUUAUUCAUGUGGAUAUGGAUUGCUUUUUUGUGUCUGUGGUCAUUAGGAAGCGCCCUGAGUUGAAGGAUAAACCUGUUGCCAUUUGCCAUUCAGAUAAUCCACGCGGAACAGCAGAAAUAUCGUCAGCAAAUUAUCCUGCUAGGGGUUAUGGAGUAAAGGCUGGAAUGUUUGUCAGAGAUGCCAAGUCACGUUGCCCUCACCUAGUCAUACUUUCUUAUGACUUUGAAGCUUAUGAGGAGGUUGCUGAUCGCUUUUAUAACAUCUUGCACAAGUACUGCAACAAAGUGCAAGCCGUAAGUUGUGAUGAAGCUUUUGUAGAUGCCACUGAUUCUGGAGUAGAGGACAUUCAAGCUUUUGUCUCAGUGAUUAGAAAGGAGAUUCUUGAGGCAACAGGCUGUACUGCUAGUGCUGGUAUCGCUGGGAAUAUGCUUAUGGCUCGUCUUGCUACUAGGAUUGCAAAACCUGAUGGGCAGUGUUACAUCCCUGCUGAGAAGGUGGAGGAGCACCUGUGUGAACUUCCAGUAAAAGCACUUCCUGGAAUUGGUCAUGUGUUGGAAGAGAAGUUGAAUAGGAGACAAAUCACAACUUGUGGGCAGCUGCGUAUGAUUCCCAAGGAAACUCUCCAGAAGGACUUUGGUUCUAAAACCGGCACUACGCUAUGGAACUAUAGUAGAGGGAUAGAUGAUCGGUUGGUUGGCAUGAUACAGGAAAGCAAAUCCAUAGGUGCAGAUGUUAACUGGGGCGUGAGGUUCAAGGAUCUGAAAGAUGUACAACAUUUUCUGUUAAACCUUUGCAAGGAGGUUUCAUUACGUUUGCAGGGGUGUGGAGUGAUAGGCCGGAAGUUUACCUUGAAGAUAAAGAAAAGGAGGAGUGAUGCAGGGGAGCCAGUAAAGUAUUUGGGCUGUGGUGUUUGUGAUAACUUGAGCCAUUCUGUCACGGUGCCAAUGGCUACAGAUAGCGUUGAUGUGCUUGAGAGAAUCGUUUCACAGCUUUUUACUACUUCACACAUUGAUGUGGAGGACAUAAGAGGCAUGGGAUUGCAGGUCUCAAAGCUUGAAACUGCGGAUAGUUCCAAACAAGGGAAAGAGAAAUAUUCCAUCAGAUCUUGGCUCACUUCUGCCUCUGCUAAGACGGGUCACCAAAAAGGUGCUGAUGCAGAUAACGGUAAAAACAGUAUUGGUGAACGACAGGCUCAGUUGCAGGGUGAUCCAAGUACACCUUUCAUUGAAAUAAGUGCAGCUUCGCCCUCCGGUACUGCUGGUUUUGGACAGAGCGGAACUCUUCCUCCUAUGAACGAGCUUGAUAUAGGAGUUAUAGAGUCUCUUCCUCCUGAGGUCUUUUCAGAAAUUAAUGACAUGUAUGAUGGAAAAUUGGCUCAUUUUAUUAUUGAAAAUAGAAGCAAAGGUGUAUCAGAAAAAGAAAACAUAUCUUCUGUUUGCCCUGAUGCACCAGAUGAAGCUUUUGCUGCUCAUGAGGAGCAGCAGUAUAAUGAAGAGGAAAUCCAAGUAGUCUCUUUUCCUAAUAAGCUUUUUGGUGAUAUGAAAAGUGAGCCAGUGUCUGAUGCUAGUGUACCCAAUCCGGACGUGGUUGUUAAUGCUCCUGUCUCGGGAGGCAUCAGUCUAAUGCCCACUUCUCUAAGUCAAGUAGACACCUCGGUUUUUGAAGAAUUGCCUGAGGAGUUGAGAACAGAUAUACUUGAACUCCUUCCUGCACACAGGAACAAUGAAUCUUCACUAGAUGCUUCAUUGGUCUGUUCUGAUAAUACGAACAGCAGUCCUUCUAUUUCAAGCAUUGAUUUGUGGGUUGGGAAUCCACCAGAAUGGGUUGAAAUAUUCAAAGCCAGCAAUUGUCAGAUUUUGCGCGUUUUGGCAGAGAUGUAUCAGAGAGCAGGAGCACUGAAACAGUUAUCUGCUGUAUUGCAGAGGACUAUGUCUCAGGUUUAUAUUCUCCCCGAUGUCAGCACUGAUGGAUGGGCUGAGGCUGUUAGUUGCUUAUGCGAGCUUAUCAAGCAGUAUCUAAAAUUAAAAAUUUCAACUGAUAUUGAAGAGGUUUACAUUUGUUCUUGCCUUUUAAGAAGGUUAACUGCAAGGUCAAAAAUUUUCCUAGAUGUUUACAACGACUUGCUUCCUCAUUUUCAGAAAGGAAUCCUAGGAGUCUGCAUUUGUCUGUACUUUGGCGUUAUUGGUCAGGCCUCACUCCACUGUAAAUGCUGGUUGGAUAGAGGAGCAGUUUCCAUGGUUGUGGAUUGCUCUGAUGCAGUGUUGAGGCAGAAAGAUGCAAGGUGCUAAGUUCAUGGUUGACCAUGCACCUUAAAUUAAGUGCUAAAAAGAUUGCUUGAGAGAUCAUUGGACUUCUUGGAUGGUAAUGUCUUAUAAUUUUGAUAUGAUUAUAUCUAUCUUUAAUUGUGAAGAAGUUUGUAUGAUUCCCCUGCAAAUUUGCACGCGAAAAUAAUGUGAUUGUUUAGGCACCCACACGUUUUAGUUUAAUAAUUGAGUAGAGUUUCUUCUUCCUUCUCGGUAUGUGCGUCUUUGAUACACUCGUAUUUAUAUCUGUUGUACCCGAAUAUUGCCUGUUGUUAUUGUCCUACAUGAGUGAGUCCCUUUCUAUUUCACUCUGAUACUCUUACCUUAACCAAUAAAUAUCAUAAUGGCUUCGUUUGUGGGAUACUCUACCUUAACAAGGCGCUAUAUUUGUAGGUUUGCUGAGAUUGUUGAGUUGUUGUAAAGGUAUACUAUUUGAGUGUGGUUCUGUAAGUACAAACUAUUUAAGUCUCUGUUGAAAGGCUAAAAUAUUGAUGUUCAGAAAAGGAUUUGGACACUUUCCUGGAAGUGUGUUUGGUUACCAAGCUUCGGUUUCAAAUUAAAUAUGCUCAGUUUGCCAUUAUGCAGUCCAGUACACAGUUAAUUAAACAUUCCUUUAGCUGACCCCGAUAAAUUUAGGAUCGGAUAUUGGGUCGCGGGUUGCUCCAUGUGGGCUGACCCGACCAGGUUAGUAGAGAUAAAGAAUAAAAGGGGUUAUUAAAUAUGUGAGAAGUAAAGAAUAAAAGAGGUUAUUCGGAGCGAACUAUUCAGGUUCUUAAGGAUAUGCUUCGUGCGUGUGUGAUAGAUUUCGGUGGGGAUUGGGAUCAGUUCUUGGGUAUGACAGAUUCUUGAAAAAAGUUGGUUGAAAAAUAAUUCAUUUUAUUGUGUUUGCUUGUCAUAAGAUAUUAGCAAAUGACUUUUCUUACUUCUCAACUGUAGUAUUCUCGCAGUUCCGGUAACUUUAUGACUUCAUAUCCAUCGCUUAAACAUUAUUAUCCAUCUUUAAUGUUCAAGAAGUUACCAGAAGGUAUGUCGUUUUUUCGGAAAUACCUUUUCUCAUACCGAACGCACCGUGUUUUUUAUUUUUCAUGUUAAUGAAGAUGGAAUAUUUUGUGCUGGAAACAGGUAGAUAAUUUUUGAAUUUGUUUGGUCCACAGGUAGAAACUUUGUUUACAUGAAAAACAUUGGCCUGUCACAGUCGUAAUUGAAGCAUAUAUGCAAGCGUCAGCCAGCACCUGAUCUGGCCGUGAAAAUUAAAGAAUACCUGCUCGUGCUCAUCACGUUUUGCCGUCGCAUUUUUCAAACAGCGUGCAAUAUAUGUACGACUGUUGACCCAGUUCACAGUUGAAAUCGCACUGUUGGUUUUCAAAAUUCUUGAUUUAAAUACAUGUGAGGCUCAAAGGUGGAUCCAGCAUUUGAAUUUAGAAGUUUUGAAUUUUAAAGCAUGGCUUUAAGUGUUAAUGACUGGAUUCUAAAUUUAAUGUGUACAUAUUUAACGAACUUUUCAGCACAAGCAUACUGUUUGAGUAUAGGUUAUUGGGUUCAACUGAAUCCGUAUCUGAAGUUUUACCUCCGCCCCUGGUGGUGCCCCAACAUUUAUCUUUUGAAAUGUUUCCUUAUCUCAGUUACAAGGAUUUGCUAGCCGUCUUGCUUGAAUUUUGAAUUGGCUUAACACGUCGUCAGUGCACUCUAGUAAUAUUCAAACUUCAUCAACUA